AUGGCAUCAAUCGACGAGGAAGGCCAUCUCCGAGAAGUGUAUUAUUUAACAAACCCCGAAACAAAAAAUUGGCGUUCUUUAUUAAAAUAUGGUGAAGAUUUGAAUGCAGAAAUACGACGAAAAUUAUUAUGGAUAUGGCCAACGGAAAAAUCGUUAUGGCAAUUUGGCAAAAUAUUACGUGAAUUCAAUAUUGGUUGUCUGCUCAGCAUUGGAUGUGGCAAUGGAUUAUUUGAGUGGAUAAUACGAGAAAGUUUAAAUGUGGAGAUUUAUGGCUUGGAAGUGGAUCGCGAUUGGUGGUGCAGUAAUUAUGCCAUAAAGUCAUUUAUUGAAUUAAAUUAUGUGGAUAAUAUGGAUGUGACCAAGGAGGAAUAUUUGAGAACAUGUUGCCUGAGGGAUAGUUGGAAUUUUGCAUUGCUAUUUUGUUAUUUUAAUAAUCGCCCGGCAUUUUUACAAUAUCUGAAAUUAUAUAAAGGUAGAUGGAUAUGUAUAAUUGGUCCCUUGGAAAAACGUAAUGUUUAUACGGAUCCAUUGCCUUUGGAACCGAAUUUUCCUGUGGAAGACAAUGUGACGACGUGGAAGCUUAAGGCUUCAUUAAAAAUGGGAGAGAAUGAUAUUAUGGCCUUUUAUGAAAAACAAAUCGAUUAG
Musca vetustissima is the source of this 645-nucleotide messenger RNA. RefSeq lists its product as uncharacterized. NCBI's taxonomy places the organism in Eukaryota, Metazoa, Arthropoda, Insecta, Diptera, Muscidae. Bases 1 to 645 code for a protein of 214 amino acids. The transcript has 2 exons. The record is from RefSeq and is a predicted model, not a curated record.